Brachypodium distachyon (stiff brome) is the source of this 965-nucleotide messenger RNA. Its product is annotated as probable E3 ubiquitin-protein ligase ATL44. NCBI's taxonomy places the organism in Eukaryota, Viridiplantae, Streptophyta, Magnoliopsida, Poales, Poaceae. The record is from RefSeq and is a predicted model, not a curated record. The coding region runs from base 179 to 526 and encodes 115 amino acids. The transcript has a single exon.
CCCAUUCAGCUUAUCAUCCCGUAUAUAUGAUCACAAGCUGGAGCAGCUGCUCUCGCCUUAUAUAUAAAGACAUCGCAAUCCAGCCUCGGAUGGAUGCCGGUCCAUCAAUUCCCCCAUUGCAAAUUACUCUUCGUCGCACUCGCACAUGCAAAUUUUGGAGAAUUAGUUGGACUUAGACAUGGUGAUGAUGAUGGGGCACGUGGUGGCGCUCCUCUCGGCGGCUCUCUCCGGCUCCGGGAAGGCGGCGGCGGAGGAGCAGUACGUGUACCAGUCGUCGGGCUGCUGCGUGUGCAUCUCGAGGUUCCGCGACGGGGAGGAGAUACGGAGGCUGCCGUGCGGCCACGCGUUCCACCGGGACUGCGUCGACCGCUGGCUGGCGCUCUGCGGCCGCCGGACCACGUGCCCGCUCUGCCGCCUGCACGUCGGCGGCGUGGCAGCCGCGGUGGCGGAUGUCGAUGAUGACCACAUGCAGCUCAGUGACGAUCUCGUCAUCUGGUUCUCUUCCCUCUUCGUCGCCGGCUUGUAGGAUUCUUAGUCAAACCGGUCGAUCGUGUAAGUAGGAUACGAUCGACUCAUAUACAGAGGAACCUGGCAUUUGCCUGCCCGGCUUCCCUCUGCACGCAUUGCACCGCGCCCUCAUAAUUCGCUUCUGCACUUUGAUGUUUCCCCCAGUUCUACUUCUUCCUCUGCGAAGACUGCUCAUCUGGCAAUUGCUUCACUGCUAAACAGCUCCUAGUAUCGGUUACUGUUCUAAAAGAGGAGUAGAUAGAAAGUUGGGGCCAAACAGUACCUAACCACUACUUCUUGUGUACGUACUACUAUUAGUUUAGCUCAUUAAUAAUUUAGGAAUGAUGUUUGUCGCCCAAUAAUGAGGAAAGAGGACUGGUGGGGAAGAAUGCAAGCCUGUUACUGCUAGCUAUAUAUGCUCUCCUUCAGAAAAUGCGGGACUCUGUUUUUUUCUUCUC